Molecule: messenger RNA, 4757 nt
Organism: Lates calcarifer (barramundi perch)
Lineage: Eukaryota; Metazoa; Chordata; Actinopteri; Centropomidae
Product: serine/threonine-protein kinase DCLK1
Exons: 17
Coding region: 555-2810 (751 amino acids)
Biological process (GO): intracellular signal transduction; protein phosphorylation
Molecular function (GO): protein kinase activity; ATP binding
Source: RefSeq, a predicted model, not a curated record
AGCCUGCUCGGUCAGCAGGGAGUAGAAAUAAUUUUAAUACCUAUUUUUUCCCGGCAGUGAUAUUAAGAAUACAACCCGGAAAUAAACAAAAACCCGCCUGGUAUGUUUGCCACAGAUGUGUGUUUGGCUUAGCUACGAACUGAACACUGACUAGAUCUGCAUAAUUGACAAUGAUAUCCCAAGUCAAUUUCGACAUGGACGCGCAUAAUACAAACACGCACCUAGGUUUCUACGAGUGCGCGCUCUGACAGCAACGUGCACGAGCAGUGCUGACACCCGAGCGGUCCGGUGUAAAUCACUGCAAUGGAAGAUGAGUAGGGGAGGGUGGAGGACACCGGCUACAGCCCUGCCUCCUCUCUGCAUGUGAGCACACAGCAGCGUAGACACACGGCAGGCAGGCAGGCAGACAACACCAUCACAGGGGCAACAAAGGGACGCAUGGUUCAUCCGAGGCAUCAGAUGAAUAAAUGAUUCACUGAGACAAGUUGCACUUGCAGACACACGUUUGAUUGCAUCUGUCCUCACCUCAAAGGGUGUAAUAGCACUGCACAGUCAUGGAGCUGGAGCACUUUGAUGAGCGGGACAAGGCUCAGAGAUACACCCGAAGGGGCUCAAGAGGGAAUGGGCUCCCCAGUCCCACUCAUAGCGCUCACUGCAGCCUAUAUAGAACCAAGACACUCCAAGCACUGAGCUCAGAAAAGAAGGCCAAGAAGAUUCGUUUCUACCGCAAUGGGGACCGCUACUUCAAAGGGAUUGUUUAUGCCAUUUCUCAGGAGAGAUUUAGAUCUCUAGAAGCACUCCUGGCUGACCUCACAAGAUCCCUGUCAGAUAACGUCAACUUGCCUCAAGGUGUGCGGACCAUAUACACCAUUGAUGGGAUGUCAAAGAUCACCAGCAUGGACCAGCUGGUGGAAGGAGAGAGCUAUGUUUGUGCAUCCAUAGAGCCCUACAAGAAGCUGGAAUACACAAAGAAUGUAAAUCCCAAUUGGUCAGUUGGUGCUAGGACUGCUGUCUCCAUCCGUGACCCUUCUUCCCUUGGUAGUGCCAAGGCGGGAUGCCCAGAAACUAAAGAGAGCAAGGACUUCAUUAGGCCCAAACUGGUAACCAUUGUCCGCAGUGGAGUAAAGCCUCGCAAGGCUGUACGGGUCUUGCUCAACAAGAAGACUGCACACUCCUUUGAGCAAGUCAUGACUGACAUCACAGAUGCCAUCAAGCUUGACUCUGGAGUCGUCAAAAGGCUGUUUACGGUUGAUGGCAAAAUGGUCUCAUGUCUUCAGGACUUUUUUGGGGAUGAUGAUAUAUUCUUUGCUUGUGGCCCUGAGAAGUUUCGUUAUCAGGAUGAUUUCAACUUGGAUGAAAGUGAAUGCAGGGUGGCAAAGUCUGCAUCAUAUGGCAGGCUACCCUCCAUACAGGGUCGCUCUUCUCCAAGAAGUGGCGGGAUGUCCCGCAGGAGCAAGUCUCCCUCAUCCACUGGUUCAGCUAAUGGCACUGCAGGCAGUCAGCUGUCUACACCUCGGUCUGGAAAGUCUCCAAGCCCCUCUCCAACCAGUCCAGCUAGCCUUCGAAGACGACAGGGAUCUCAGCACAGUGGCUCUUCACUCUCUUUAGCUUCUACUAAGGUUUGCAGCUCGAUGGAUGAAGGAGAUGGGCCUGGCAGUGAAGCUGAGCCAAUGGAUGACUACCCCUCAGUCCCUGCCUCCAUAGCAGAGAGGUACAAAGUAGGGAGAACUUUAGGGGAUGGAAACUUUGCUGUGGUCCGGGAGUGUGUGGAGAGAUCCACUGGAAGAGAGUACGCUCUGAAGAUCAUCAGUAAAGAUAAAUGCAGGGGGAAGGAGCACAUGAUCCAGAGUGAAGUGUCAAUCCUUCGGCGUGUGAAACAUCCCAACAUCGUACUUUUAAUUGAAGAAAUGGACACUCAUAGUGAUCUCUAUCUUGUAAUGGAGUUGGUCAAGGGGGGCGAUCUCUUUGAUGCAAUCACUUCUUCUAACAAAUACACAGAGCGAGACGCCAGCUGCAUGCUGUUCAAUCUGGCAAGUGCAAUCAAGUACCUGCACAGUCUCAACAUUGUCCACAGAGACAUAAAACCUGAAAACCUGUUGGUCUAUGAGCAUCAUGAUGGCAGUAAAUCUCUGAAACUAGGUGACUUUGGCUUGGCUACAGUCGUCAAUGGGCCCCUCUAUACUGUGUGUGGCACACCCACCUAUGUAGCACCAGAAAUUGUCGCUGAGACAGGAUAUGGCCUCAAGGUUGACAUUUGGGCAGCUGGUGUCAUCACUUACAUACUGCUGUGUGGCUUUCCUCCUUUCCGAGGUAGUGGUGAAGAUCAGGAGGCUCUUUUUGAACAGAUUUUGAAGGGCCAACUUGAUUUCCCUGCCCCAUACUGGGACAAUGUGUCUGACACUGCCAAGGCUCUGAUCACUGGGAUGCUGCAGGUAGAGAUCGAGCAGAGAUACACAGCUGUACAGGUGCUCGAUCACUCCUGGGUCAAUGAUGAUGGCGUGUCAGAGAAUGAGCACCAGCUGCCUGUAGCUGGAAAGAUCAAGAAGCACUUCAACACCGGGCCCAAGCUCAGCAACACCACAGCAGGAGUGUCAGUCAUUACAACCACGCCACUUGAUAAAGAGAAGCAAGUUUUCCGACGAAGACGCCACCAGGAUGUGAAAUCAGCUCCUCAUCUCCCACACAGUGUCGGUGCCAAGGCCUCUCACAAUGCCAACCCUGGCCCCUCCCGCGCUGACUUCACACCUGAGUCUGAGGACUAUUCCCCAAGUUCGACUGACACUGUCCGUUCACCCACCUCUCCGUUCUAACAGCCUUCCUGAGGCCACCCCAUUGCUCACCCCUCCAUGGAAAAGGGAGAGAGUGGAGUGCAAAACGGAAAAAAACCCAACACUGGGUUCAGUCUGGUGACUUGGACAUUCACAGACUGCAUAAUUACCUGUACCUAUUUUAUUUAUUCCUUGUCAUAGUAUUUUUAUUUUAAUUACAAAAUACACUGAUCAGAUUAAGGGUCAGAUAGUCUCUGGAUAAAAGAAUACACCUUAAGAGCAUGCAACAAUCUUGAGUAUUUUCCCAUUUCUUUUGAAAAAGCCACCAAAUUGUUUAAGCCUUAUUUCUUCACAGCAAGCACUGGUUCAUUGCAGUACUCGAGAGCCCUCUACUGGUUUAUAUUGCAUACUGCAGGAAAGACAGCUUGCUUCAUGAGGCACUUAGCUUUUUGAUGGAAGGUGUAAAUGCAAAACAUUGAAACCUUAGCCUCUAAAUAUUAAAUUCCAUGAUUUUGUGAUAUGAUAUGUUUAGUGCAUAUCACUUGCCAUACUGACUUGAACACAAAUACUUGUUCAAUGAUGACACUCUCAAUAUAAUCUGGGCACAGCAGUCACCUUUCUGCUGUACUGUAUAACAUCUAGAUUACUUUGCUGUGGUACCUGAGGUUCUGGUGCAUAAGACUUGCUGCUAUAUUAUACCAUAAGCAUUAUCUGUAUUGAGCAGAUUUUUGUGUAGGAGAAAUAUUAUCCUGCCACCCAGUAGCUGGCCUCCUAGAGAAUUGAGAGCACUAAUGUUUGACUGUUGAUGGUCCAGCUUAUCUGUGUGCUUGAGGAUGAUUAUUUAAGUAGUAGUUUUGUUAUGUGUCUGUGAGAGUGUGGUUGUAAUUCGGUGGUGGUGCAGAUGACUCUCAGUGCUGUGUAAUUGGUAGUAAGUGCAUGUGUAAAACCUUGCCUUGGCACAUGUGGAUUCAAGUGCAAUUAGGUGUAUUGCCCGAUGAGCACAGUAUCAAAUUUGUCCUUCGCAGUGCUGGAAUAAGUGAGAAUGCAUCUGUUGCUGGUAUUAUUGGUAUCCAACGGACACACUUCUCUGUCAGAGGGGGCAGUUAUUUCUUGUGCAACAUGGAUUUUUUUUUUUCCCCACACACUGAAAUAAGAAACAAGUUAAAUGUUGGUAAACACAGCAGUGCUUCCAGUAUAAUCCAUUAUUUUAAUAUUUGUUUAGCCAGUCAGUACUUUUUUUUUUUUAAUAAUCAGAUCAAACAACAUGACUAAGAAGUCUGGCUCUGUAUGUACUGUAUGUCCUCUGACGACAUCAUUCAUUGGAUCACCUGAGACAAAAUAUCCAUAGAUGUGAAUGUCCUCUUCCUUUCAUCAGAGACUGUAACCUGCAUGUCUGCUAAUAUGCAUCUUAAAUCAGUUGUUCUGGUCUUACUUACUCUUCAAUAUACGCCUGUCAGAUAUAAAACCAUUUUUGUUGUCAUUGUACAUGCUGUCUUGGUGAAUGCAGUUCAGUUAAGGAAGACUAUAGUCAUAUCACAGCUGAGUUAAGUCUUGUAUAUACGUAUUUUAACAGAAAUGUAAUAUCGCACCACUGACUUUGUUGUUAAAGGGCUUUUUAAGUUUUUGACCUGACGGGGGUGAGGAAAAAAGCACAAGGAAAGCAAGUUGUGAUGGUGACUUGUUGGAAAUGUUUGUUUUUUAGACAGUAUCUGUUUUUCAUCAUCUGAAAAACAUGUAAUGUUUAUAUACAGUUUGACAAAAUGGCACUCAAAGACAACUGGGAAUGUCAGUUUUAAGUGGAAGCAGAUAGAGAAUGUGAAUGCUGUAUUAUAUUCAUCCAUAUUCCAUUAAUGUAAGGACGUUAUAAAACCUGAAUGAGAAAAAGCAGUAAUACUUACUUUCAGUUCACAACAACUUAAAAAAAAAAAAAACUCCCAACAAUGUACUCUGCAAAGAAACCAAACCUGGAAAUAAAAAGGAUUUAAUUAA